AACUUUGCAUUUGAUGCCCGCGAUUUGGUGGCAGUGACUGCACACUCCAAACGCGAAAUGAAUCGCGAGUUAGAAGACUGCUCAAGAGACAUAUCAACUUUAAUUCAAAAAGCACGAAACGAUACUAGAGAAGAAGCCGACGGCGAUCAAAUUUCGUUGACGAGAGAAGAAUGUGGAAUAUUUGCCGUUUUCGCACAGACUUGGCGCAAACGUGGAUACACAUUCGUUGACGACGAUGAGCACUCUUUCUCUCUGCUGCAGCGUCUCAUUCAAGCGUUUGCGCGAGAUUCUCUUCACUAUUUGCUGUCUGAUCACGAUGAUCGUACUGUAGAUGUUGACUUCUGGUGUUCAGUGUUGUUGGGUUUGCUGUGCGUUUAUCAACGGGUUUUCCCUCAGUAUCAAUCGUCGAGAAACGUGGAGCAGCCUCCUCUACAACGUCUUUCAGCUGUUGAGCGAGAUGCAUUGUCACAGUAUGUCAACCUGUCAACUGAUUCUGAUCCUCCCGUCUAUCUCUUGCACAACAUUCAUUCUUUCUGUCGUGACGAUGCAUUCGGAGUGAUCCUGAAGCUCUUAGAGCAGGCUACGCCUGAAACUCUGAAAUUUUCAGUUGUUCAGUUGCUCUUUCAUGUCGUCUUUCAUGUUCGAAUGUGGUUGCAUACGCCGGCUGUAAUGGAUCUUAUUUCACCAUUGAAGUUACCUGUUUAUCGGUACAUGUACAGUCUGAGUGAAGAAGAAAUCAAGACACCUAUGGCACGAAACCGAGCCGAAAUAAUGUGGACGACAGUACGUGGAAACUAUCCAAACAACUGCCCACACUUUGACAAAGAGACGUUUAGUUUGGCUCUGAAGUAUCUCACGUCAUCAACACUUACUGUCCGGAUCUUUGGCUUGGCACAGAUCAACGCGGAAGUAACUCAGAUCAACAAGGCGUGUGCCAAUGGUAAUGCAUCACAUACGGAUGUGAUAGAAAGCACAUGCGAAGAGCUGACACGCUGGAUGCUCGAAUCUCAACUCAUUGAAAAACUCUUCGGCCCAUCACUUCACGUCGAACUAGUGAAACUGAGUCAAACCGUCUUGAUCUAUUUGGCCAUGGAAGGCAAGCUAACACUACAGCAUCUCAACUGCAUUUGGUCUGCUGCAAGGUUGAAACACUCCAGCCAUGUUGUGUACAGUUUACUUCCCGAAUUGGUAAGACACUUGGACGUACAGCCGCUGUAUCAUCUCACACAGUUGGUGAACUCGCUGCCACUUGACGAACACUCGACCGAGACUCUCCAGUUGUCGUUUGUGCUAACGAAACGAGCGUGGAAGUUUCGAGCGUAUCUGGAGAGCGGGCACUGCGAGAGCCGUCGCAAUCGCGGCGUCAAUGACAAACGGAAACGAACAAGUAGGAGGGCUAAACGGCUCGUCAAACGUACGGCGAGGACGUCAACGAGAUCGACGAGUUUGACUGGUCGUCGUGGCAGCAGCGACAGCAGCUACAGUCUCGACAGUUGUAGCAGUCUGGAUGACAUCCUGUUGGACUCGAGUGGCUUACAACUGCAAUUCAGUCCUCAACUUCGUGUCGUCUCUUGUCAAACGGUUUCUGUGCCGUCGUCAUUGACGACGAAUAGUCACUCGAUGAUGCACGUCACAAGUCCUGUGGUUCAGUGUGAGGUCUCGUCGACGACGGGAGCUGCUGACGAGGAGAUGGUUAGCGUCGAGCGAGCGAUCAAUGUGAUGAAAUGUGAUGGAAAUGAAGAAAACUUGUUGCAUGGAGACGAUGCUGCAGGUCAAGUGGGUGUCAUUACGACGACCAACGAUGUUGCUCAACAUGUGAAUGGAUCGCCUGCGGGUGUGGGGAAUGGAGAGAUGAGUGCGUUGGAUGAGACUGUUUCGUCGUCUCAGGAAUCUGUGUUUGAUAUUAAACAGCAGCAGAGGGAUGGCGAAUUGAGUGGGAAUGAUGGUUGGCUGGUCGGGAAAGUGUGUGGACCGGGAAAAACGUUGUUGUGGGAUUUGAUGCAUGAUGACAAGGCGUGUCGCCUUCAGGAAGGCAUAGCAGCCGAGGUCAACAAAUAUCUCUGUCAACUCGUCUGUACAUGCGGUCGUGAGGACAUCUGCAAGAGCUUCAUUGAAGGCUGCCUCACGAACCUCGACGAGAGCCGAUCUGUAGUGUCCUCACUUCGUCUUUUAUCCGAGAUAUUCUCAUCCUGUCGUUUAGCAAGCGAUCGAGACUCGAUCUACUUAACAAGAUGGGCAGAGACUGAGCUGUCAAUGAUCAGACGGUUCUUCACUGAUUUACUUCGUUAUAUGAAUGAAUACAACAGCGAAGCUCCUGUGACAUUGUACAGUCACCAGGAAGAGGUCAGAGCGCGUCUCAAGUUUCUCACUUCGUUGUUUCGUUGGGAUGUGUCGACCGACGACUUUCAGUUGGGUGUGUGGCAUGUCGAUGUGUUGUGGUCUUGCCUUGUGGCAAGGAGCUCAAUGGCUGAUGAAGCUCUCAAUUGGUUUCUCCACCAACUGCAAAGCUCGGAUCAUCACACACUGAGUAGUGAAGCCGUCAGUCAUUUGUUUUUCAAGAAGAUGCCCGAGUUGAGUGCCGAUUAUAUGACUGUUACUGGACUGAAGUUGUGGCAGCAGCUGGUGUUGACUGUAGCUCAAAAGAAGGAACAGAAAGUCAAAGAUGAAGCUGAGAAAUGUGAACUGUCUCAGAUAUGGUCGAUUGCUCUGCAUGCGUGUGACAGUGAUGUCAUAAUGAUGGCAAUGAACUACAUCAAUAACCACUACAUCAACGCUGGUUUGGGCAGUUUGGAGAAAGAAUCUGAGUUUAUUGACAAAUGUAUGAGCAGUCUCACUACGGCACUUUCGGUUCUUGAUCAGCAUCCUGUUCAGUGUCUACACAUGCUGCACAGUGGAUUGACUCUGUUGCGGACACACAUUGAAGCAUUUUCAAAACGUUAUUGCUAUCAUUUGAGGAAAUGGAAGUUGAAGGAAUGUGGAGUUGAGAGGCAUGUUCCUUUGUGUGUUGCUGAGCAAUCGAUGUUGAAGUUGUACUGUCACCAACCGGGUCGGAUGGAGAAGGAAGUUUACUUCGAGAUGUCUCCAACGUCGUACGUCGCCGAGUUAAGAGCUGAAAUCGAGACGUGGAUGGAAAAGGUGGUACAAGCAAAGAAGGAACACCAAACGGCGUUUGUUCAACCGGUAGCAUCCGGUUUCUCGUCGUUCAACGAAGAGCCGAUAUCUUGGCGUAUAGUCAUCUCGGGUCAGGAGUUAACACGCGACGUUGACAGCAAAACAUUGGAGGAAGUCGGUCUGAAAGACCAGAAUAGGUUGUUUGUGUCUCCGCACGUUCGUCGGCAUUCUGGCAAUCACAACGAUCCGUUCCUGCCUCUCUCUUUGCUGUCAGAACCGCCACGUGAGCAUCUGCCGAUGACGCUGCUAUCGCACCAGCCGCAUUUCACGACGUUAUUCCAGCUGAUGGAGCAACUGGAUGCCGCAAGGAAGAGGCUUGUUUGUCGAGGGGAGGAGAGGGAUAGUCAGGAUGGAGACAUUCAGCAGCUGACGAGGAUGACGUGGGAUCUUGUGGUGAUGUUGCCGACGUCGAGCGACAUGUUGGAGUCUCUCAGUUCUCUUGUUUGCGAGGGCUCACAAACUGUAGUGUGGGAGCAGCUGUUGGACAGUUCUUGUCCAUUUCGACUUCUCUAUUCUCUUCAAAUUAUUGAGAAACUUGUUCAUGCUGAUUCAGCUGACAAAUCAAGCCACUUGUGGAAACAGAAGUUUAUCACAGUCGGAGGCCUCGAACGUCUCGUUAACAUACUAAAGUCUGGUCACUUGGAAACGACUGACAAUGAGUCUUGGAGUGAGUGGCAUCAAAAGUGCAUGUCGUCGUUGCUUCUUCUAAUAAGCAGCGUCGGCGACUCAGCAACCAAUCGACAGAAAAACAACCUGCAAGAGCAGGCACAGGCGACAAACGGAGAGAGCGCCAGCAGCAGCAUCAGCGGCAGCAAUUCUACGACAGCCACAGAGACGGACAGCAGCAGCGGCGGCGAAGACCAACCGUUGCCGCCCAAGAAACAGAAACACGACGAGCAACAGAAGGAUUCCUCGUGCGUCGUAGACAAGCCGCUUCGCGACGAGUUACUCUCAUUGUUGAACGACAACACAAACUUGCUCGUGUAUAAACUCAUGCGGAUUGCGGAGCAAGCGGCUGUGUGUGCGUGCGCGAGCGACGAGGGUCGCAUCUGCGCUGACGUCGUUUCGCAUUCUCUUGAGCUUCUAUGCGAGUGGUAUCACUGCAGAUCGGAGCUACACGACGUUAUCCUACAGUACGGGAAUCUCGUCGAGUGGUUUCGAUCACUUACGCUGACGUCUCGGCAUGUGGCUGUGCAUGAUCGUGCGUACACUCAGCUUCUCUCCAUGUGUAUGUAUGAAAUGGAGGAGGAGGCGGCGGGAAGUUUUGGUCUCGUUGAACCGACUUCUCUACUUCCGCUGCUGCUGAAGGUUCUGUUGCGAUUGUUGCCUGAGGCUGUGAUGUACACGACUGCGUCGUCUGUGGUGGAUAAUCAAUCGUUGGUGAAAGGUUGUCGUUCGUAUUUCAAUCUUGUUUCGACGUUAGUUGAGAGCUGUGAUCCUGAACAGUGUGACAUCGACUUCGACCAGUUAGCCAUUGAUCUCACACAUCGUAUCAUAUCACGUCCGAUCUGCGAACUCCCUCACAUCGACGAGAUGGACGAAGGUUUAGUCGGCCUCUUGAGUCUCUGCUCGGCCGUCAUGCGGCACGAGCCUGCAAUGAAAAACACGAAAGAAGGACGACAGUUUAUCAAAGCCGUGGCAAACGACUGCCUCUUCGACGUCGCAGAGAAACGUCUACAGCCCGGUUGCCCCCCAAAGUGUAAAACUCUAGUGUCUCGUCAGACGGCGUUCAACUUGUUGUGUCAGUUGUGCAGCGGCUUGUUGACGAAUUUUGAAGAGCUUGCCGGGUUGUUAGCGUCGCAUCAUUUGGGUGUUGACCAUCCGUGGUAUUACAGUCCGGCUGACGACACUCGAAGCGAAUUAGGCUUCGUCGGGUUGAUAAACCUCGGUGCAACUUGCUACAUGGCGUCGUGUCUCCAGCAGCUGUAUAUGAUGUCGGAAGUUCGUGCUGCCGUUCUGAACGCUCGAGGUCCGAGUCACGGCGAUGUGUGCCAGUUUAAUCACCAGGAGGAGCUUCGUGAGCUGCAGAAGAUGUUUAGCUAUUUGGUAGCGAGUGAGAGGAAGGCGUACAACCCGCAGAGUCUCUGUCGUAUGUACAAGAUGGAUCACGAAACGUUGAAUCCGUGUGAACAGAAAGAUAUGACCGAGUUCUUUACCGACUUGGUUGGCAAGAUGGAAGAGAUGUCCAUGGACUUGAGACACACCGUACAUUCGUUGUUUCGUGGCGUCAUGACAAACAACGUUGUGUCUUUGGAUUGUUCGCACGUUAGUCGUACGAAAGAAGAAUUCUAUUUGGUGCGAUGUACAGUGGAGAACAUGAAGGAUUUGUAUGAGUCGCUUGCUGAGGUGACUGUUAAGGACACGCUGGAGGGUGACAAUAUGUACACGUGCUCACGAUGUGGGCAUAAAGUUAGAGCCGAGAAAAGAGCGUGUUUCAAGGUGUUGCCACGUAUUCUGUGCAUUAACACGAUGCGCUACACGUUCAACAUGGUCACAAUGAUGAAGGAAAAAAUCAACACACGAUUUGUGUUUCCCAUGCGGUUGGACAUGAGUAACUACACUGAGGAGACGUUGAUGGGCAGAUCCAAUCUCAGAAGUCAGAGUGAGGAGCAGCAUGGUGAGAGUGAGGGUAGAGACGGGAGUCAGUCACAGUGUUGUGAGUACGAGUUGGUUGGUGUGGUUGUGCAUACGGGGACUGCAGACGGUGGACAUUAUUACAGUUUUAUUCGAGAUAGAACACAACCGGACAAGUGGUAUUGGUUUAAUGACGCCGAAGUUCGGUCAUUCGAUCCUUCACAAAUACCCGCAGAAUGUUUCGGUGGCGAAAUGACCACAAAGACGUACGACUCUCGAGCAGAACGAUUUGUCGACUUUUCAUUCGAGAAGUCUCACAGUGCAUACAUGCUCUUCUACGAACGUUGUGCCACACUACAGCUGCCUCCACGGCCAGAACCAAACAUUGACUUACCUCGGAAUCUUGCAGAAGAGAUAUGGCGCGACAACAGACAGUUACUGAGAGAUCAGUCUGUGUUUGACGACGUGUAUGGACAGUUCAUGUGGAAAAUUGCUCGAACAGUUCCGAGGUCCAUACGGACGGCGGGAGCUUCCUGUUUGGCUACAAAGAUUGGACUUUGUUAUGUCCUUGGAACUCUUGUGCAUAGCAAAGAUCAGAGAAUGUUGAGUUCCUGGUCAGACUGGUUGCUGCAGCAGUUGGAUGCUUGUCCGGAUGCUGCUGAGUGGCUGCUUGAGUGGGCGGGGUCCAACUCUGGUGAUUUGUUGACUCAGAUGCUGCUGCAGUGCUCUGCUCAGCCGUUGAAGCAAAUGUUCAUGCAGCUUGUGCUGAAGGCCAUUCAGGUGAUGAGGAUGUCAGAGAAGGAUCAUUAUUUGAAGCCGUUUUGUACGGAGAGCACAGUGAUUAUCGAUCCUGGAAGUAAAGUAGAAGAGCUCGGCUCAACGACGUGUGUUGGCAAAUUCAUGAAGAUAGUGCUCAAUCUGGUUGAACAUUCACUUCGACCCACUGACCCGAGCUGUUUAGAAGUGUUUCAGCUUCUUCAUCAGAUUGCUCGGUUUGGUCAUGAGGAACAAUGUUUCCUCUUGUCAGCUGGUGCUGUCAGCAUCAUGAUCAACUUCUAUCUUUAUCCCAAGACGUCUGAAACUUCAGAGGAUACCGAAGAUGAUGAAGUUAUUGCGAUUGCUCUGCUGGUUGGUGAACGGACAGCACGCCCUCUUUGCUUAGAAUACAUGGUGACACUGAUUAGCUUGCUGGUUGACACAUCAAGAAAAGACAAAACGCUUGCGAUGUUAAAGAAGGACUUGGUGUUGCUGCUAGGAAGCAAGGACUACCCGUUUAUCUAUCAACAGACGAAGGAUUCACUAAACCUACGUGGAACAGCUGAACUCAUUCUUGCUCUCUGCAAAUACAACAAGGAGCGUGCAGCAUCUAUAGUAGAGAUGAUCACAACUGCUGUGUGCAAGCUGCAGCCCGAGCCAUCUCAACCGUUCUUGAAAUUGUUAGGACAUUUAGUUGAAGUGAGCAGCACACCGUGUGCGCCACCCUUCACCACACUGAUUCUUGAUCGAAUGUGGAGCUGCGUAGAGAGCAGUCCUUUGCUCUGUCUUGAUUGGUUGACACAGCAAGUACCUCGUUCGGUCGAAGUAUCACUCUGGAUGCAUCAGCAAGCAUACAACUUAGAUCUCGUAGAGGAAUGGUUGUUGAGCCACAGCAACGCUCGUGUGCGAUUGCACUUUGCCAAUCUGCUUGCCAGUCUUGUUCCAAGUCCAUUCUUUCGUCAAAUGUUCAGGAGUAAGGCUUUACCUCUCUCCAUCACUCAGUUACAGCCUGGCAACCAAGAGACAGUACAGAAGCUCUUCAAGCUACUACUAUAUCUCAUUGAACGAGCUAAGAAGUAUGUUAAACAUGACACAGAUGGUCUAGUGGCAUAUUUCAAUCUGAUGACAACAUGCCUUGUGUCGAAGUCUGAGAAGCUUAUGGUUCGAGAACAUUUUCUUGAUCUCUGGCGUAUAUUCCAGGACUUGGCUGCCAUUGAGGUUCCCAUCAAUCAGAGUAAACAGGCAGUCGUUCAAUUUUGGUAUUACUUGUCAAAGGAUUGUUCCGAGAAUCUUGACUUGAUCGUGAAGAAUGAAGUUGUAUCGAACAGCAUUGGGUUUUGUUACAUUCUAGCUGAUGCUGACAUGGCGGAAGUUGUGAACUUCAACAACCGUUUCUUGUACUUUUACUACGGCCUAUUGCACAUGUGUUGUGUACGAAGCGAAACAUUUGCUCAACGUCUAGCUCUGCACACAAACACAGACUUUGCAUUUAAACAUUUCCUUUCCAGUCCGAAUGUGUACCCGGAUAUAUCCGAUGAGCUCUUUCUUCUGUUGGAAAUAUUUGCCAUGAGACGAGGAGGAUCAAGCAGCGUUGAAACUGCCGAGUCUGCAACUCAGUUUCGAAAACACAUUAUUCCACUUUUUCUUCACAACGUGGAUGGUCAGAAUUGGGCAAUCUGGCUGAAGUUGUUUGGUGUUAUACUUCAUACUUCUGAUGAUGUAAUGAUCUUCAUUGCACAUGAUGGUCUUACCACCGUCACCGAGGCGUUUGGUAUGCUGCAGCAGAUGUAUCAUGAAGCAACGGCAUGCAAUGUGGUUGCAGAACUAUUAGAUUUGCUCAACAUGGUUGCUCGUUUGUUGAAGGUUGUACGUCGUAUUGAGCAGACGAACACUCAAGAAACGCGAUCAGCACUAGAAAAAUGGGCAAAGCGAAUGCAGCUUGCUCAUUGGCUGCUUAACUUUCUCAACCCAUCGACUCCAGACAAAAUACGAGAAGCUUGUUUGGAUAUUCUGCUUCAUCUUGUACGUCUUUUCCCCUCAGACUGCAUUGACACGUUACUGCCUGUUCUAGAGCAUACACAUCGAACUGUGAAGCAGUCGGGACAGAAGGUUGUUUCUGGAACAUUUUUUCCCAGGAAACUACGAUCUCGUUCUGUUAUCCCAUCACUUGGGACUCGCAGAAUGUGUGAGCUUCAUAUGCAUCUGCAUCCUAACCUCCUAGAGGUAGACAAGGGUGUAGAUCGAGACUAUGAUGCUGCAUUGGUUAAGUACUUUGGAUCUUAUCAUCAAUUUGCCUUUGAGCUGAUACGAAUUGCACUGAAUCGAAGCAUGGAAGUUCAGGAAACAGCAGUCAAUCUAAGUGCUCUACUUGCUUUGGAAGGUGCUUCAAUCCACUUGAAAUAUGCAGCAGAAUUUUGGAAUCAAGUGAUCACUUCCAAAGAGAAGAAGCUUCUACCUUCUUUUGAAUUGUUUCGUCAGCUGCCAUGUACAAGAGAGUACUGUGAAGCUGUUUUAUUUACUUACCGGAAAUCACUAGUCGAUACAUCUAUUUGCUCUGUUAUAUCACAUAUUUUUCAGAAGGUGCACAUGAAGGUUCUACCUGUUGGUCAGUUUCAGGAGUUUGCUGAGACAUUGAUUGCUGCCAUUGUAGCAGAGAGAUGCGGCAUGGAAGGACAGAAGGCUCUCAUUCAGAUGAAUGCAGCUCAACAACUGAUGGGUGAUCUGCAUGCUCUUCAUGUGACACUCAGUGCUGGCAGUUAUGAUCUGAAAGAGCUACAGCCUGGUGAGAUAGACAGUCUUGUAGACAGUUUAUCUUUUUUGUCAAAUGUGAGCUGUCGAGUGCAACUGAAGCUGAAGGAACAGAGACAACAUGGAGGUGAAGAUGCUAAUGGUGCAGCAGCAUCUCAAGGCAAGUCGGUCUCUGCUGUGAAUAGCAACCGCAAGGACGAGACAUCAGAUUCAAUUCUAAAGACUUCAAGAGAAGACAGUGGAAGUCAUCGAGAUGAUGACAGUUCCAUGGAGCUCUUCAGUCCUACAAAGAAAGUUCGAUUGGAAUUGAAAAGAGACUUGGACGAAGGUAACGAGCGUAGAGAAUCUGUUGGCAACGAAAACAAGUUAACUUGUGAAGCUGCCAAGUGUGAGUGGGACGAAGAGCAUCCUGCUGCUGUUGUUGAUUUAUCUUGGCUGGAAAAACUGGAAGGUUUAGAUGAACGAAAGUGCCUUCUUACGUGGACUACAAAUCUUUUGCUCAUUGCAGACGCCAUUGUCAAACUGGUAAAAUGUUGAUUGACAUUGAGAGACUUAGGGAGAUUUACAGAACUGUUUUAGUCAGUUGUAUUGCUUAUUGAUAUUGAUGAGGAAUGAUAUAUGUACAGUACAGCUCUAUUUCAAUUUAGUUAUUCUCAUCUUGAAUCUUGAAUGAUCGUCUGCGGAAAA
This is a messenger RNA of Corticium candelabrum, 9936 nucleotides long. Its product is annotated as ubiquitin carboxyl-terminal hydrolase 34-like. Bases 58 to 9786 code for a protein of 3242 amino acids. The record is from RefSeq and is a predicted model, not a curated record. Gene Ontology annotation, molecular function: cysteine-type deubiquitinase activity. Gene Ontology annotation, cellular component: nucleus; cytosol. Lineage: Eukaryota; Metazoa; Porifera; Homoscleromorpha; Homosclerophorida; Plakinidae. The transcript is spliced from 53 exons. Gene Ontology annotation, biological process: protein deubiquitination.